Molecule: messenger RNA, 4856 nt
Organism: Sphaeramia orbicularis (orbiculate cardinalfish)
Lineage: Eukaryota; Metazoa; Chordata; Actinopteri; Kurtiformes; Apogonidae
Gene: raraa
Product: retinoic acid receptor, alpha a
Exons: 11
Coding region: 1146-2489 (447 amino acids)
Biological process (GO): cellular response to corticotropin-releasing hormone stimulus; regulation of transcription by RNA polymerase II; retinoic acid receptor signaling pathway
Cellular component (GO): nucleus; transcription regulator complex
Molecular function (GO): zinc ion binding; nuclear glucocorticoid receptor binding; RNA polymerase II cis-regulatory region sequence-specific DNA binding
Source: RefSeq, a predicted model, not a curated record
GAGAACGUGACUGCAAUGGUCGCUUUUGCGAAAGCUGUGCCAAACUUGCCCUCUCUUUGAAAGCGGUCUUUCGCCUUGUACCUAUGCUUUUGCGGGAGGUUAAUUCCACUCAGCAGCCGCGAAUGCCACAGUUUGGAGAUUUGAGAGUCGACAGAAAACUUUAAAAAGAGUAUCGCCGCGGACAAAUACAGCUGCGCCGCUCAACUUCCAGCAGCAGCAGCAGCAGCAGCAGCAGCAGCGCGAGAGGACCGGGAGGAGGAGUCAACAGGUCCCAGAGCUUAGGAGCUGCAAUCGAUUCAAGGGGAGAUUUCCUUGGCCAAGGACAGGGAGAUUGACGUUUUUGGGCAGAAGCGUCUGAGCAAUCGAUGUGGGCAGUCCAGCAGCCGGAAGCCCAGUUGGCCGAACAGCACACCACUCAAUCAGUCUGAACAGCAACACACAGGGCUGCAGGCGACCAACAGAGGCGGAAACUGAGCCGGCCUGUCCUAGGAGAAGGUCUUUGUUUCGGCAUCAUGUGAUCGGUGUAUUUCCCCAGCAGCUCUCUGCAGAGGAAGAGUGAAUUCACGCUCCCCUUGGAAACAUCACAACCACUAGUGCCCCUAUCACCACUAUCACCACUAUCACCACUCCCGACUGCAGUCAUCAAAGUCACCUCUGCUUGACUCAACUUGCCUUCUGCCUUUUUCAUCUCUGAAGAUAAGGAAUGGCCGCGCUACUUUUCAGACUCCCCAACGCCUCUCACAAAUAAGGCCUUUCAGCCUGUUUCACAAUACCAGAGAAAGGAGGGAUAAAACACUGUUCAGGACCCUUUUAUACUUGUGCACUGUGUCUCUUUUUAUCUUUGUUUCCUUAGUAACUGAACCCUCAACACACACAUUCACUAAAUCAACAAGAUUUCAGUCCUGGUGACAUCUAAGGAAAGCAUUUUGCGGACAUCAGUGCUCAAGUUUCCGAGCCAUACGGAGACUUUUACAAACUCAGCUGGACAGUACUUUGGAAUAUCUGCUCAGCCGGCGUCUCUAUGGGGGAUUAAAUCAGUCCAGUAAAGACACACUGACUCUGUUCCGACUCUGUGUGUGAUACUUCCCGGAAAGGUGGUUUUUUCAGUGAGGUCUUUCGGUGACUGGAGGGGGACUUGAGCCAUCAUGGCUGGGAAGGGCAACCCAGUGCCGGGCCCCCACCACAAUGGCUUCCCCAUGCCCACCUACUCCUACUUCUUCCCCCACAUGCUGGGAAGCCUGUCGCCUCCUUUACUGCCAGGACUGCCUAUCAGUGGGUACAGCACCCCCUCCCCAGCAACGAUAGAAACCCAGAGUACCAGCUCAGAGGAGAUAGUGCCAAGCCCGCCCUCGCCUCCCCCGCCGCCCCGUGUCUACAAGCCCUGCUUUGUGUGCCAGGACAAGUCCUCAGGGUACCACUAUGGUGUCAGCGCCUGUGAGGGCUGCAAGGGCUUCUUUCGGAGAAGCAUCCAGAAGAACAUGGUGUACACUUGUCACCGGGAGAAGAACUGCAUCAUCAACAAAGUCACCCGCAAUCGCUGCCAGUACUGUCGACUGCAGAAGUGCCUGGAAGUCGGAAUGUCCAAGGAGUCGGUGAGAAAUGAUCGGAACAAGAAGAAGAAGGAUGAGAAGAAGCAGGAGUGCACGGAGAGCUACGUACUGAGUCCUGACACGGAGCAGAUGAUCGACAGGGUUCGGAAGGCUCACCAGGACACGUUCCCGUCUCUGUGCCAGCUCGGCAAAUACACUACGUCUAACAGCUCAGAGCGACGUGUUUCCUUGGACGUCGACCUGUGGGACAAGUUCAGCGAACUCUCCACCAAGUGCAUCAUAAAGACGGUGGAGUUUGCGAAGCAGCUGCCCGGCUUCACCACGCUGAGCAUCGCCGACCAGAUCACCCUGCUCAAAGCCGCCUGUCUCGACAUCCUGAUACUGCGGAUUUGUACACGCUACACACCUGAGCAAGACACCAUGACCUUCUCAGACGGACUCACGUUAAACAGAACCCAGAUGCACAACGCCGGCUUUGGCCCCCUCACCGACCUAGUCUUUGCUUUUGCCAACCAGCUCCUUCCUCUGGAGAUGGAUGACGCAGAGACGGGACUGCUUAGCGCCAUCUGUUUGCUGUGUGGAGAUCGUCAGGACUUAGAAGAGGCGGAGAAGGUGGACGUCCUGCAAGAGCCCCUUCUGGAGGCGCUGAAGAUUUAUGUGAGGAAGAGGAGGCCCCACAAACCACACAUGUUUCCCAAGAUGCUGAUGAAGAUCACUGAUCUGAGGAGCAUCAGUGCUAAAGGAGCCGAGCGCGUCAUCACCCUGAAGAUGGAGAUCCCCGGCUCCAUGCCCCCCCUUAUCCAGGAGAUGUUGGAGAACUCAGAAGGUCUGGAGAGUGGAGCAGCGGGGGGCCGGGCCUCGGGCGCCCCCCCAGGCAGCUGCAGCCCCAGUCUGUCCCCCAGCUCUGCCCAAAGCAGUCCAGCCACACAAUCACCGUAGUAACGGCGCUCCUCUGCUCUGUCUUUUCCUCUCGUUGCUCUCUGUCCCCUUCCUCGAUGGUCUACAGAGGGGGGGGUGAAGGAGGGGGGGAGCUUUGACCCUGACUGCUGAAUAAGAGGAGACUCACACAAACCCCACCUCCUGAUCUGCUCUCCCUCACUCUGGAACACUGUCCUGAGGUGAGGGUCCAGGGCAGGGCGGGGCCUCAGGACUUCUCUGAGAGACUACCCCAUCAACACUGCUGACUCCUCCUCCCCCUCUCCUCCUCCCCCCUUGACUCUCCUCUCCACUGCUUCUCCACCGCUCUCCAACAGACUGAUGCAAAUGAAUCUGGAUGUAGCCGGGUCACUAGAGCAGUGGAGACCAGCUUUGACUGGAGUGAGACUGUGUGUGUUGGGGGGGGACACCGAGGGACAGAUAUGUGGACGGGGACGAUGCAAACAGACUUGACAAACACCAGACACUUUUUUUGUUGUACUCCGAGGCAGACUGCAAGCUUGGGACUUGUCAGAAGACCUCUCCCCUCCUCAAAGACUCGGGUCUUCUUCUUUUUCCAACUUCAAAGAACAGAUUUCGUACAAAAGAUAUAUAAAUAUAUAUAGAAAAGUUAAGGAACUGUUGUGAUUGACGUGUCCAGAAGAGAAUGGCAGGUUGAAAUGAGGACAUGUUUUCUGAGAUUAGAAAUUGUCGUACUCCUUCACUGUUUGAAUCUUUUCAUACCCAUCGAGAGUAUUGAGAGAGACGUUUCAGUUUUAUCACAUUUGUACAUUAUUCUAAUUAACAAAAAGCAAAAGACGUUGAGAUUUCUCUCCAGUGCAUACACGCGUUACAUACACACACAAAUGUGCACAGAAAACAAGUCGCAAUGAAUAUCACCUUCUAUUCCAGGUUGGAUUUGUUUUCCCUUUUUUUUUUUUUUGAAAAAUGAUUGUAUGAACAUGGUUGUAUGAUAUGGUCACAGGUCCUUUCAAGAAAUCAAAUUAAUGAAGAUUCAUUAUUAAGGUGUAUUUUAAGUAGCCUUUGAGUUUGUGUAUAUAAGCUGUAUUCAUUUCUUUAAAACUAUGAAGAGUUUUAGGCUUCACCUGAUUUUUUUUUUUUUUUUUUUUUUAAAGAUUACCUUUUAUGUGAUUUGUUUAUAGGUUUGUGAUUCAAGAAAAAGACAUUUUGAGCACAUUUACUGAAGGAAGUUCUUUCAUGUUUUGUGUCCUACUAAAUACUGAACAGGCCUUUAACCAAUCACUGGCUGUUCAGAAUGUGGCUUUCACAGACUAUUUCAACCUCCUCCUCUUCCUCCCCUACACUUUUUAAGACAUGUUUUUGAAUACAGUAGAUAACAAAGUAGCACUCCAGUCGGGGCAUAGCUUUUUUUGGCCAUGUAGCAGAACAAGAUGGUGUUUCUGGGGAAAGCAUUAAAAAAAGAAAAAAAAAAAGGUGAGCCGGAUGCUGUUCGUAGCCCGCUACAGCUACGGCGGCUCGGCUUUAAAGAGCGUUUUAAAAUGUGAAGAAUGGUGUACAUACACACUGUAAUAAACACAAGUGAUUUUUGUCAAUAGUCUCUAAAUGGAUAAUGGAUCAUAUAACGUGGAAGGGAAAAGACUAGAGUGUAGUGAUCCCUCUACUCUGUCAGUGGUCAGGCAAGUGAAGGUCCCAAAUGUGUGAUGUCUGUCAUCCAAGUCCUCACGACCCCCCUUCGUCCCCUCCUGUCCCCACCCUGGCAACCUGUGGUAAAAACCAAUAUGUGACUUUUUUGCCGGAUCCGGAGCAACCUCACACCCUGUGACUCACUUUUACGCCAAAACGCCUUCACCGUUAACACGCAUCUCUCGUCUAGACCGUCAUUACUGUACACACGCCAAUGUCUCAGGAAGGAAUCAUUGUGUGUGCCUGGCCUGUUUCUUUGUAUUUGUUCUGUGCUGCACCCCUCGAACCCCCUCCUCUUCACAGAUGCACAUGUUCCACACACGUACACACACUUCUGCUACUGAGCCCCUGUAUGUUUCUUUAAUCACUCGACUUCAGUUCUAGACCAGGACUCGUGCAGAGAGAGACGCCGACCCUGACGAAAUCCUGCAACUGUAACGAUGUAGGAUGCCAGAGUGGGAGUCUCUCCUGAGUCGCAUUCGUUCAUGUUUUUUUUUUUGUUUGUUUUUUUUGUACGGUCAAAAGCUGCUUUCAUCAUUUAGGACUUUAUCUGUCCAGAAAGGCGCACAACUUUUCCCUCCACAGCUGAUCUGGAAUAGCAACAGACACAACGUCAGUUUGAGAAGUAUGAAAUAUGUUGCAAUUUUGUCAAGAUUAUCAAGCGACUUUGGAAAAAAAAAGACAAAACAACAAAAAAAUAAAAAUAAAACCAACAUUUAAUAAUUA